Molecule: messenger RNA, 3924 nt
Organism: Myotis lucifugus (little brown bat)
Lineage: Eukaryota; Metazoa; Chordata; Mammalia; Chiroptera; Vespertilionidae
Gene: PANX1
Product: pannexin 1
Exons: 6
Coding region: 1-1770 (589 amino acids)
Biological process (GO): monoatomic cation transport; positive regulation of interleukin-1 production
Molecular function (GO): channel activity
Source: RefSeq, a predicted model, not a curated record
AUGCAGAAGACUGGAGUUCAGGCUGAGGGGAAGAUGAGGAUUUCGGUUCUGGCCAUUAUGAGUUUGAAGUCCAAAAUGUUUUCAAAACUUCCGGGUGCCCAGAAGUGGGAGGAUGAGGAUGGGCGGAGCGCGAGAAGGAUCAGACUGAGGUCCUUCUCUGGAUGGGAAGAUCUCUUUGGGGAUGUAGAUGCCCGGGUCGCGGGAGGCUGCCGUGCCCCUCCGCCCCGCGUCACCGCGGUUUCCGGAAACUCCACGCCCCCCGGUCCUCCGUUUCCCUCCUGGUUCCGGAAAAGCGCAGCCGAGCGGGCUGAGCGCGCUGGCCGGCCUGGAAGCAGCUUCAGCCGCCGGGCGGAGCGGAGGGGCCAGGCAAGAGCGAAGCGCUUUGUUCCCUGUUUGAUUCCCGCGCCUCCGGGCAGCGGAGAGGCGCUGAGCCCGGUGGCGCGCGCGUUGCGGGGACCUGCGUGGGGGCGGGUCUGCGCGGCGGCGGCGGCGGCGGAGCGCGCAGAGCUCGUGCGCCCAGCAGAGGCGCCGGCCACCGCGCGCGCCGAGGCACAAAGGCUGGUGUGGAAGCCACUGGCGAGGCGGAAAAAGGAAAGCGAAAGCCUCGGCGGGGCCGGGGCCGGAGAGAAGGCGCCGCGCGGCGCUCCCAACACCGGCAGUUCCCGGGGCUGCCCUCCGGGGAGCCCUCGGAGUCCAAGUUCAAGGGGCUGCGGCUGGAGCUGGCCGUGGACAAGAUGGUCACGUACAUCGCCGUGGGGCUGCCCCUGCUGCUCAUCUCGCUGGCCUACGCGCAGGAGAUCUCCAUCGUUUUUCCCCUACAUCCUGUUGCUGGUCGCCAUCCUCCUGUACCUGCCCUCCCUGUUCUGGCGUUUUGCAGCUGCUCCGCAUAUUUGCUCAGAUUUGAAGUUCAUCAUAGAAGAACUUGACAAAGUUUACAACCGUGCCAUUAAAGCCGCGAAGAGCGUGCAUGACCGCGACCUGAGAGAUGGUACCUGCUCAGUUCCUGGUUCUAAUGAGAACGUAGGACAAAGUUUGUGGGAGAUAUCUGAAAGCCACUUCAAGUACCCAAUUGUGGAACAGUACUUGAAGACAAAGAAAAACUCUAAUAAUUUAAUUGUCAAGUACAUCAGCUGCCGGGUGCUAACACUCAGCAUUAUACUGUUAGCAUGCAUCUACCUGGGCUAUUACUUUAGCCUCUCCUCCCUGUCAGAUGAGUUUGUCUGCAGCAUCAAAUCAGGGAUCCUGAGAAAUGACAGCACCGUCCCCGAUCGGUUUCAGUGCAAACUCAUCGCAGUUGGCAUCUUCCAGUUGCUCAGUUUCAUUAACCUCGUGGUUUAUGUUCUGCUGGUUCCCGUGGUUCUCUACACGCUGUUCGUUCCUUUCCGGCAGAAGACAGAUGUUCUCAAAGUGUAUGAAAUCCUGCCCACUUUUGAUGUUCUGCAUUUCAAGUCCGAAGGGUACAAUGACUUGAGCCUCUACUACCUUUUCUUGGAGGAGAAUAUAAGUGAACUCAAGUCAUACAAGUGUCUUAAGAUACUGGAGAAUAUUAAAAGCAACUGUCAGGGCAUCGACCUAAUGGUUCUCCUGACUAAUCUUGGCAUGAUCAAGAUGGACAGUGUUGACGGCAAAACUCGCAAGCAGUCUGAGAUGAUGGGAGAGCAGCAGGGGAACCAGAUGGUAGAGCUCAAAGAUUUGAAUGCACACAGUGAAACUAAAGCAAAUAAUGGGGAGAGGAAUGCUCAACAGAGACUCCUGGAUUCUUCUUGCUGAUGAUCGUUUUCAGGAACUUCAGAGCCGUGACUCCUGUGGCGUGGGAUUCAUUUUGGCUGCAGCGCCUCUGUGAGGUUUCAGCUGGUUUGCAGUAAAUGGCUCUUGGUAAUGGCAGACACGACUUACGGAGUCCCUAAUGAAAAUGAUGGCCCUCCGCAUGCUGUGCGAGAGCCGUUCGUGCACUUCCUUUGAGAAGCAAUGCAGAGAUGAGUAAGCCACAGCAAGUAUGUGAGCUCUCAUCAGGUGAAAAGUGGAAAGACUAAUCAGAGUAAGAGUGGUAGCCCUUUUAGUGCCUCAAAGCAACACCUUUCUGUAUAGAUGGUGCAAUGAGACUCAGAGCUACGGGAAAGCAAGGACCUCGGGAGACUGUUGUUUUGUUUUGUGAAAUAAUAAGCAUGUCAGAAUACACUUCAGUAUGAAUCUCCUACAUGCCCUAAUGACUGCUGGACAAGAAACCGUCCACUGGCUGGACCCAGAGGUGGACCUGCUCUUGGCCUUGUCCUGAACUGGGAGAAAUGCACACCCUGGCUCUCUCUGCACUGCCACCUGAGAGCCUUGGCUAACCACACUAACCACUAUUUGUUGCAGCCUGUAUGGAGGGCACCCGCCCAUGCACUGCUCUGCCUGACAAGUUAGUUUGUAAGACAGAGUCUAAAGGGUAUUGAAUUGUGACUUCUGUCCCGGAAAGAAUGCUUCUGAAAGAGCCCGUGGGGAAAUCUGAACUUUCAGCCCAGGUUUAUUUCAGGCACUGUCGCAAGGGGCAUUCACAGCACAGCCCCUCUUAGCAGAAGCAUUUGAAACGGUGUUACUUAAACAAAUUAACUGAAUGCCGAAUGCCUAAAGUGAGGGACAUUUUGCCUACUGUGAUCAGAACAUAUGACAGCUGCCAUACCGUGUGCCUGGAGCCAGCACAGCUUAGCAGUGUAUUUUAUUUAUAUUUAAGUACAUCUUUUAUACAUUUAUUUUAAUUUAGUGUCAUAUGGUGUCAGAAUUGAGGCCAUUGGGGAAGAACAUUCUAACACUGAUGGAGAAUUACAGAAUAAAUGUGACAAAAGGGUACAUAUUAUAAAUCCAAGCAUUAUUUUGUAAACAUUUUCAAGCCAAGAAUAUAUAAAAACUCUAACCAAUUCUGACCAUGUAAAGACAUCCUAACUAUGUUUACAUUUUAUACAAACUUUUGAAAAAUGACAUCUGUGGACCUCUCCAUCUUCAUUCUUAGAAAGCGAACACAUUGCUAACGCGAGCAAUCCUCAGGAACCUCAAAGUUUACAUGUGGCUCUUAGGGACAGUGUUGACCUGGUGUAAUGACGGUUUUGUGAAGAACAAAAGUUACAUAAGCUGCUCUUUGUCUUUCAGAAUAUUCACAAAGGCAGGUUUCAUUUGUGCUUCUGUGAUGGUUUCUGCAAGGAAGAGCUAAUAAUAAUCAAGGAUGCAAUUAAUGCUUUAAAUUAUUCUUAUUAUGUGAUAUUUAUUACCAUUAAAUUAUAGUGGAAAUGGCAGUGAUCUAAGUAACCAAUUUUGCUACAUGUUCAUGUCAUUGUAUCUGAGAUGUUCAAUCACUAUACUCUACAUUCAUUGCUUUUUAUAAUUUGAAAAUAUAUGCUUUUCUACGCUAUGCUUUUCUUUCAAAAAGCCUCAUCUUUUCUGUAGACUGUCCCUGAUUUACAGUGUUUUGAAGCAGUAAAGUGGAUACAUUAUUUAGGAGACAGGAACUCUAUAAGUCCCACCAUGUGUCAUCCUUCCAUCAGAGUUAUAAUUGGCUUCUGUUCAUGUCCCCGUUCCCACUCUCUGAGCUCUGAGAGGGUCUGUGACACUAGUCAAGUCACCGACUACGUGGGCAUGAAAAAGACAGGUCCCCAUCUUUGAGGAGUGCAGAGUCUAGUAAAAGGCAGGGAAGACAGAGGCAGGUGCAAGAAGAAGAGGAGCCGCAAUAAAGGCCCUUCCAGAAAACACACAGCGGGUGCUCUAAGCUCCUGGGAAACACCCUGUCAUUUUUCUCUUUUUCAUAGUGUCUGUGGCUGAUGGUUUUGAGAGUCUAGUUACAGUUUUCCCCAGAGGCUCUAUAGCCACGUGUCCCCCAGGUUGAAGCCUGGACUAAACCGUGACAUAGACGGUGAUUUUGAACAGUCAAGAGCUCCAAUCACUCCAAUCAUC